UUCCAGCUCCAGUCCCCGCAGAGUAAAAGUCACGUUGGGAGGAAAAGGGGAGAGAGAUAUCUACUUACAGCUGCUGUCAGAUAUCCGAUCGCAUUCGCAUGGCGAGGAGGUAACCUGAUCGAGGCUGGGAGGAGUGACUUUACAGGGAAGGCUUGAACAAAAAAAAUGUCUUCUUCUUCUGCCGGAGAAGUCACAACAGCAAAUGACAUCAAGAGGGAAAAUGUGAAGGAGUUGGAUACACGGGAGUGCAUCAAGCUUGUGGCGCUGGACGCGGCGGAGUUGUCCAUGGAGCGCACGACUCCCAACACGGACGCGGUGCGCACGGAGUUGCUGGUGAGCGCCGCUUCCUCCCUGGCUUUCUCCCCGGAGCAAGUGGCUUGUGUCUGCGAGGCUUUGCAGCAGGGAGGCAAUGUGGACCGACUGGCCAGGUUCCUGUGGUCCCUGCCACAGAGUGACCUGCUACGCGGCAACGAAAGCAUCCUGAAAGCCCAAGCCCUCGUUGCUUUCCACCAGGCUCGGUAUCAGGAGCUGUACAGUGUUUUGGAGAACCACAGUUUCAGCACGUCCAACCACACCUUUCUGCAAGAUCUGUGGUACAAGGCCCGGUACACCGAGGCGGAGAAGGCGCGGGGGAGACCCCUGGGCGCCGUGGACAAGUACCGGAUUCGGAGAAAGUACCCUCUCCCCAGGACUAUUUGGGACGGCGAGGAGACUGUGUAUUGUUUCAAGGAGAGGUCCCGAAAUGCGCUGAAGGAUCUGUAUAAUCAGAAUAGGUACCCCUCUCCCGCCGAGAAAAGAAAUCUCGCCAAGAUUACAGGACUCUCCUUGACCCAGGUCAGCAACUGGUUCAAAAACAGGAGACAGAGAGACAGAAAUCCGUCUGAGGCACAAUCAAAAAGUGAAUCUGAUGGAAACCACAGCACAGAGGAUGAGUCGAGCAAAGGCCAGGAGGACCUGUCUCCACGGCCCCUCUCUAACUCUUCAGAUGGGGUGAUCACCCAUGGGACCCUUCCCAUUCAAACAGGGCCUCUGGACAGUGGGGUGGUCAUCCAGCAGAUCGGGGACAUCAAGCUGCCCCCUGGCUCCAGCAGUGGCGGUCUCUACAACGGAAGUCUAGUGACCAGUAACACCUCUCCCACCGUGUUUCACAAUGGUGGCUCGUCUUACCUCCACACACCUGGAAACAUCCUCUUUAACGGGCUCAAUUUGGGCAUCCAACCCUUGGCCUUCAACCCUCUGAGGUCGUCUGGAGGGGUGCUGCUGGGGGGCUCGGGAGUGGACAUGCAGAUGCAGACAGGUCAGGAGAAGGGACUGGGCAGUUCCGCUGAGGACUCGACCCUGCAGUACGCCUCCUACUCCGGCUGUGUGAACGGAGCGGAGGUGAAGCUGGAGGGGGUUCACACCAUGGCUGCCCAGAACGGAGGCUCGUCUGUGCUCACGUUCAGCUCCUCUUCAGGUGCGCUGCAGCUGGGUGGCUACAGUCUGGUCCAGGUACCAAGUGGAGUCCAUGACAGUGAUGGCAGCUCACUGCUCAACAGCGAUGUAGGUCUUCCUCCACUGCAGCUCUCUUCUGCCUCGUCUUCCUCAGCAAUCACACAACAAGGUACCAUGCCUCUGAACAAUGUGGCAGUGAGUUCCUCCAAUGACGACUCGUUCCAGCAGCAGGACAAGCUGACUAUGACGUCCCUGCACCACAGCACAGUCCUCUACAACAUGAGCAACGCUGGCCAGCCGUCCAUCAAGAAGGAGCCCCUGGAGGGAGGCGUGUACUCCUCGUACCACCAUGGGCUCCACCUGGACCCCAGCGGGCAGCUCAGCUACACCACCCCCAACUCAGAAGAGGUUCCCUCCAGCCAAGGUGCCGCCUCAACCACCAAGGUCCCUGCUGUCAGCUCGUCCAGCCCUGAGCCAGAGGUCUACACCACCCUCACGGUCAGCACACCAUUGAUGGCCCAGACAGAUGCCAGCAGCCACCACCUCCAGCCCACAGAGUAUCUGGGGGGCCACGAAGUCCGGGGCCCAGUGUCCUCGCACCUCAUGGGCCCUAGCAUGAACAGCGACUACAUGAACCUUUCAGAGAACAAGGUGGGCAGCUCGGGGGGCGUGAACGAGAUGGUGCGGGGGAUGUGUGGAGAGUUGGAGGCCGUGGAGGGGAAGGAGCUAGCCAAACUACAGACAGUGCAGAUGGAGGAGGACAUGGCUGACCUUUAACCUCAAAU
Molecule: messenger RNA, 2219 nt
Organism: Scatophagus argus
Lineage: Eukaryota; Metazoa; Chordata; Actinopteri; Scatophagidae
Gene: six4a
Product: SIX homeobox 4a
Exons: 3
Coding region: 166-2211 (681 amino acids)
Biological process (GO): regulation of transcription by RNA polymerase II
Cellular component (GO): transcription regulator complex; nucleus
Molecular function (GO): RNA polymerase II cis-regulatory region sequence-specific DNA binding; DNA-binding transcription factor activity, RNA polymerase II-specific
Source: RefSeq, a predicted model, not a curated record